GUUGAUCGCCACAAAAUCAGCUGUUAUCCUAUCUCGAAUCUUUUAAUUUCUCUUUUUUUGGUGGGAAAAAUGUUUCGUUAUUAUUAUCGUAUUAUUACUAUUUAAAUGAUAUUAAAUAUCAAAUCUGUAACAAGAUAUCAAAUAUAGAAAAAAAAAUGGAUAAUGAUUUUGAUAUCUAUGAGGAUUUGUCCAAUUACGAUAUUAAGGAUGAUGAGAAUCCUUCUAAAAAUAAUGAAGCUCUUUCAAAUGAAUGCGAGGAAUUAAAGAAAGAAGUUAACGAGCUUAAGGAAAAAUUAGAAAAUCUUCAAAAGGUUAAUGAAACCUUAGAGGUUAACUUAUCUUCUUUACUUAAAACAGCCAAGGCCGAAAUUACGCGAAAAGACAAGAUGAUAGAUGAACUUAGAAAGCAGGUAGACAAUAUGUCAUUUAGACGUGGCCACUUCAAUAGAAACGUAAAAGAUAUUAAUGACAAAUCAAUGCAGCAGUUGCCUGUACAAAAUCUGCAUGAAUAUAGUCAUGUACAACAAUAUGCUGAGAGUGAAAGAACUUCGGUGUCUAAUUUACAAAAUUUAAAUUCAAAUAAUGAUAAAUAUAAUUCAGUUGCUAGUAGUUCUUCUGAUAUGAAUUUUCAAAACUCUAGUACUGUUAAUUGUAAUCACCCUGAUGAAGAUCAAGUUGUGUCAGAUUAUGAAAGUUAUAGUGAUCAAUUUUGCAAUACAAGAUAUCAAUCUAAAAAGUUACAAGUACCUUAUAUGGGUAGUACUACUGUUUUUACUGAACGUUUGCGUAAAAGGAUAAUGGAAGAAGAAGCAGAACAGAAACGGAAGUUAUUGGAAGAAGAGGAUAAGACAAAUUUAUUAUCAGAAGAUAAACACGAAAAAAAUAUCAAAAUUAAUAUGGAUGACAAAGAAAAUCAUUCAUACUGUAGUAUAUUAAAUUUAAAUGUGGAUGAUACGAGUUUGAAGAGUAAAGAAACUGUAUGUGAUUUUAUUGAUAAUACUAAUAUUCCAAAACACAAUGAUGUUUCUAUGACAAAUCAACAAAGAUCAGCUUUAAAUAUUAAAGUUUCUGAGAAAAGGUUGGAUAAUGUUGAUACACAUUUUAGCAAACGACGAAAAUUAGAUAUAGAACAAAAUUUGUGUCCAGAUAAAAAUAGUCUUCCUGUAGAAGAUGCAUUUAAUGAAUAUGAUCAUGGUAUUAUAUCUAGUACAAAAACAGACAAAUUAAAUUGUGAAGAAAAUAGUAAUUCUUAUAUUGAAAGGAAUGCUUGGAAUGAUAACAAAUAUGAUAAAGGUACAAGAUCAAAUAGUACCUCGUACAGAAGAAAGGAAAAGGAAUAUUAUAAAAAAUUCAACAAUGAUUACAAUAAUUAUUCCAAAGAAAGUAUUCUAUAUUAUGAAAAAAAUAGAUAUAAUCAUACACGGAGUAGGUCCCCUAUUCCAAAAUAUUUUGAUAGAAAGCAUAAAUAUCACGAUGAUCGAUACAGAAAUUACAGAGAUAGAUUUGACAGAAGACGAAAUUCUCAAGAUAAAGAGGAAGAUACUUUAAUAUCUUCCGAUAGAAGAUCCUAUGAUUUACGCAAUAAAGAUAAAAAUAGAUCUACUGAAAAGUAUGGUACUACAGAUUUUAAUUUAUCAAUAAAUAAAGGGAGCAAAUAUUCAAUUUCACAUGUCUCUAGAUCUGUAUCACAUGAAAGAAGUAGGAGUAGAGAAAGAACAAAUCAUAAAAUUUAUGAUAGGAGAUAUUUAAAAUCUACAAGGCAUGAUAAGAAUUCGGAAGAACGUGAAAAUAUUUUUUCGAAAAAGAAAAGUGAAAUAAACGAAUCGAAAGGUAUAAUAUCUCUGUCAAAAAAAAAAAUUGAUAUUUCAAACAAAUCAAUUAAAACAAAUACUAUCGAUGAAAUUUUAGAGGAUGGCGAAAUUGUAUCUCCCAUUAAAUCUAAUCUAAAUAAUGAAACAAAAGAAAUAAAAGAUAUUUCUAAUGUAGAAAUUCAUAAAGAUUCUCUUGAUCAAUUUGAAAAUGGAUCAAAAUUUUCUGACGAAGUGGAUACGCGUAUAUGUUUAAAGAAAACAAAUAGUAAAAAUAUAGAAUAUAAAAAAAAAAAAAUUGAUCAAGUUGAAAAAGACAAAGAUAUUAUUGUAGCUAUAACAACUACUUCAGAAGAAAAAUAUAUUCCUUUGAUUGAAAAUAAACAGGAUUGUAUGGUAACAUCUACAAACAAUAUUAUACCACUUUUAAUAUGUAUUGACAAUGAUAUUGAUAAAAAUGAUAUUAUCAAUGAAGAAAAGUGUGAUAAAGAAAUUGUACAAUUAGAGAAGGCUUCUAAAGAAGCCGAUAGCACUUGCGAUAUGCAAAAUUUUCCUGAGGAUAUAUCAAGAACCAUUAAAGAAAUUUCUGUUGAAACAAUUAGACAAGAAAGUAAUAUUAUUUGUAAAUAUAAUGAUGAAAUAGAAGAAGAAAGUAUUUCUAAUACUUCCAAUGUAGAUAUAGUUAAAGAUAAUGUUUUUUUUAUUGAGAAACACAAAACAGAAAAUGAUAUAUCAAAAGAUAAAUAUAAUAUGUCAGAUAACAACUAUGAUAAUCAAGUUCCUAUAUUAAAUGAUCAACAGGAGCCAUUAGUAAAAGUUCAUCAAGAAGUUGCAGCUAUGACGCAAGAUCUCCAAGGAAAUGAAGAAGAUAAUAGUGAAAAUGAGAUUGUUAAGAUUAAAGCAUCGAAAAAUAAUAAAAAAGAAGGGUCAGAGUCCGAAAAUUCUAAAGUCAUUAUUUUUGCUCGGCGUAGAAAGCAUGUACAAUUAACUGAUAAUAAUGCAUCUAUGACUGUUGUAAUAAAUCCUAAUAAUAUUAAUUCAGAUGUUAAUGUAAAGAAUAGCGUUGAAAGUAAUUUGAAACUACGUGCAUGUAAAGUAUCUCGUUCUUAUAAAGAUGUCUUGUAAGUAUAAUAAAAUACAAAACAUUAUAUUAUAA
This is a messenger RNA of Vespa mandarinia (Asian giant hornet), 2964 nucleotides long. It is a transcript of the gene FLASH, whose product is annotated as FLICE-associated huge protein. NCBI's taxonomy places the organism in Eukaryota, Metazoa, Arthropoda, Insecta, Hymenoptera, Vespidae. The record is from RefSeq and is a predicted model, not a curated record.